Molecule: messenger RNA, 1575 nt
Organism: Morchella sextelata
Lineage: Eukaryota; Fungi; Ascomycota; Pezizomycetes; Pezizales; Morchellaceae
Exons: 3
Coding region: 1-1575 (524 amino acids)
Source: RefSeq, a predicted model, not a curated record
AUGGAAUUUGCAGUGGGUAUUGCGCUGGCAAUCCCCUCAUUAGUGGAAAUGUCAAUCAUGCUAGGAAAGGACCUCGUUGACAAAUUCAGAACUUUCCAGAACUAUGGAUCCGAAGUAGAUGAGCUUAUUACUGUAGUCCAAAGUCAAUGGCUCAGGCUUGAGGAGGAGCUUAAAUAUCUUGCAUCUAUCGAAGACUGUCUCGAACACAGCCUCAAAGAUUGUUUUAAAAAGCUUUCGAACCUUUUGUGCGGUAAAUUUCGAGAUAUCAUGCUGAAAAUCGACGAAUACUCGAGGAAGGAGAAGAUUUUAUACAAGCUGAAGUUCGUAUUUUUCAAAAGAAUACUUAACGAGGCUAUCCACGAACUCCAGAGACGGCAUGACAGUCUUGGAGAUUUGAUCUACACGCUCACUCUAAAUUCGAACACGAUGCUGGAUCAGAGAAUCAAACUUCAAUCAGCACAAUUCAUACCCCCAUAUUUCGCGGUAGUCACGAGCUUACGAGAGGCCAUUUCUACCAAGAAUAAUACCAAGCGGAUAAAGGGCGCUCAGAUAAACUUCGAACACGAUGACAAUCUUUACUGGAGGAAUCGGCAGAAAAUCAAACACACAAGCGCCAGCAUACUAGAAAUACCAGGCAGUCGAUUUAUAAUCGAUUCCAUUCCUUGCAGUCCUUCCGAAAGGCAGCAUCGCGUCCAAGAUUUUCGACAGCUAGCUUUAGUUCUCAAAUCGGUUUCUCCGAGUAACUUUGGUAUUCUUAACUGCUCUGGGAUCGUCGAAUUGCCGAGGACAGAUGUCAGCUGUGAGAUCGAAAUGGUAUUCAAUGUACCCCCAAGACUCAACGCCCCAGAGUCUCUACGAUCUCUGCUUUUGAUGGAAAAUCACAAUGUAUCAUUGUAUCCCAUCGGUGCAAGGAUAGAACUUGCGAAGAAACUCGCCAGAACUGUUUUAUAUGUCCAUGCGGCUGAUUUUGUUCACAAAAACUUCCGCCCAGAGAUGAUACUCAUGUUCAACUCGGACAGCAAGAACUCUCUCGGUUCUCCUUUCCUUAUAGGUUUUCAGAAAGCUCGUCCUGCUGUUGGCUUUACAGCUUACCUAGGAGACAAAGCCUGGGAGGAAAAUAUAUACCGACACCCAGAUCGCCAAGGGGAAUUCCACCAGACGGUUUACAAAAUGGAGCAUGAUGUAUACAGUCUUGGUGUUUGUUUGCUUGAAAUUGCAUUAUGGCAAUCGUUUGUGGUGUGGACCGAAGACAAUCAGCCUGUGAUGACAGAAAUAUCAGACUAUUUGCUGAGGCCCAGUGAGAACGGAAAGCAGGUCAGGCCUUAUGAAAUAAAAGCAAGAAUGGUGAAAAUGGCUGAGGAGAGGGUACCGCGAAUACUCGGGAGCAAGUAUACAGAUGUUGUCAUAUCGUGCUUGACAUGUCUAGACGCUGGGAACGACGAUGAUGAUGCGAUGACCUUGAUGGGGGAUGAACAUAAAAUGGAGAUUGCAAAUCCUUUGAGGGAGGAAACUGUCAGUGUGAGCGCAAGUUAUAUCGAGAAGAUUUUGGGAAAACUUGAAGAGAUAUCGGUGUGA